AUGGGAUUGAAGAAACUAAUAAUCCCGGCGCUGGCGAAAAGAAGCUUGAAGAACUACAUUCCACGAAUCACGGAGAUAGCAGAGAAUGCGCUGGAUGACUGGGUGGACAAGGAGUCCAUUGUGUUUGUGGAAGAGGCCCAAGUUCUCUUCUCCACCUUCAUCGCAGAAGCGGUGGUGGGCAUGAGUUUCCCUUUGGGACCUUGGGCAAGGAAGGACGUCUACGCAGCUCUUAAGAGCCUCGGCCAUGGGUUGUUCUCAUUUGGUAUCAACAUGCCUUUCACCAAGUUUGGAAAGGCUAUGGCUGCAAGAGAGUCUCUCCUGGGGAUGAUACGCCUG
Messenger RNA from Ostreobium quekettii, 336 nucleotides. The record is from the annotation of a GenBank genome assembly. Lineage: Eukaryota; Viridiplantae; Chlorophyta; Ulvophyceae; Bryopsidales; Ostreobiaceae.